AUGGCAGUCAAAACAAAGGAAAUACAAGAAAUUAAAAUGGAAACAAAAAGUGGAAAAAUAGCACUGCAGUACCUCAUGAGAAACAAGUACUUUUAUUCACUCUGUGAAGGCAGUACAGAAUUCUCUGACCAGUCACUUGCACAGAAAUUGGUGGUGGUGACUGCACUGAAGUCAUUCCAUGUGAAAUCCGACGCCCCCAGCGGGGAAACGAAACCGACGCCCCCAGCGGGGAAACGAAACCAACGCCCCCAGCGGGGAAACGAAACCAACGCCCCCAGCGGGGAAACGAAACCAACGCCCCCAGCGGGGAAACGAAACCAACGCCCCCAGCGGGGAAACGAAACCAACGCCCCCAGCGGGGAAACGAAACCAACGCCCCCAGCGGGGAAACGAAACCAACGCCCCCAGCGGGGAAACGAAACCAACGCCCCCAGCGGGGAAACGAAACCAACGCCCCCAGCGGGGAAACCAAACCAACGCCCCCAGCGGGGAAACCAAACCAACGCCCCCAGCGGGGAAACGAAACCAACGCCCCCAGCGGGGAAACGAAACCAACGCCCCCAGCGGGGAAACGAAACCAACGCCCCCAGCGGGGAAACCAAACCAACGCCCCCAGCGGGGAAACGAAACCAACGCCCCCAGCGGGGAAACGAAACCAACGCCCCCAGCGGGGAAACGAAACCAACGCCCCCAGCGGGGAAACGAAACCAACGCCCCCAGCGGGGAAACGAAACCAACGCCCCCAGCGGGGAAACGAAACCAACGCCCCCAGCGGGGAAACGAAACCAACGCCCCCAGCGGGGAAACGAAACCAACGCCCCCAGCGGGGAAACGAAACCAACGCCCCCAGCGGGGAAACGAAACCAACGCCCCCAGCGGGGAAACGAAACCAACGCCCCCAGCGGGGAAACGAAACCAACGCCCCCAGCGGGGAAACGAAACCAACGCCCCCAGCGGGGAAACGAAACCAACGCCCCCAGCGGGGAAACGAAACCAACGCCCCCAGCGGGGAAACGAAACCAACGCCCCCAGCGGGGAAACGAAACCAACGCCCCCAGCGGGGAAACGAAACCAACGCCCCCAGCGGGGAAACGAAACCAACGCCCCCAGCGGGGAAACGAAACCAACGCCCCCAGCGGGGAAACGAAACCAACGCCCCCAGCGGGGAAACGAAACCAACGCCCCCAGCGGGGAAACGAAACCAACGCCCCCAGCGGGGAAACGAAACCAACGCCCCCAGCGGGGAAACGAAACCAACGCCCCCAGCGGGGAAACGAAACCAACGCCCCCAGCGGGGAAACGAAACCAACGCCCCCAGCGGGGAAACGAAACCAACGCCCCCAGCGGGGAAACGAAACCAACGCCCCCAGCGGGGAAACGAAACCAACGCCCCCAGCGGGGAAACCAACGCCCCCAGCGGGGAAACCAACGCCCCCAGCGGGGAAACCAACGCCCCCAGCGGGGAAACCAACGCCCCCAGCGGGGAAACCAACGCCCCCAGCGGGGAAACCAACGCCCCCAGCGGGGAAACCAACGCCCCCAGCGGGGAAACCAACGCCGCCAGCGGGGAAACCAACGCCCCCAGGAAACUGA
Schistocerca cancellata (South American locust) is the source of this 1593-nucleotide messenger RNA. RefSeq names its product basic salivary proline-rich protein 1-like. Bases 1 to 1593 code for a protein of 530 amino acids. The transcript is spliced from 3 exons. NCBI's taxonomy places the organism in Eukaryota, Metazoa, Arthropoda, Insecta, Orthoptera, Acrididae. The record is from RefSeq and is a predicted model, not a curated record.